AACAGUCUUAAGAACAUAGAUAAGAUAAACAGGCAGAUAAUAACAAAAAAUAAGAUGGGAAAAGAGUGUCAUACCUUGUUGAGGGGUGGGAGUAGUGAAAGUAAGAAGUACAAUCAUGGUUUCUCUUCUUGUGAGAUGGAAGCCUUAACCUGUAUAUGUGAGGCCAUCUUGCCCCCUCUACCAUUGAAUUCUCUGGAGAUCUCUCAUGGGGAGAAUGAGGAAGAAGCAUGCUCUGAAAAGGCACUUAAAUACUUCCAAGAAGUGUCUGGCUCACAAAAUCAUGUCCCUGAUGAGACAGCAGAGAGGUUAAGGAAAUGGGUAUUCCUUGAGGCAGUUAUCUUGGUGCGGGUGAUAUUGAUACUUUUUUCCACAAGAAUAGGGUCACUACUACUUUGUGGCAAUCUUUGUUUCAAAAGAGAAAGGCCAUUUAUCAGCAGGUUUUCGGAACUGUCUAUUGAGAAUAGAGAGAAAGUCAUACAGGGAUGGAUGAAGCAUUGGUUCUUGACACCCAUCAGGCUUGCAUUUGUGUUGAUCAAAGCAGCUUUCCUUUUUGUCUUCUUGUCCCAGGUGGAUGAAAAUUCAGAAAAUGCAGCAUGGGAAGCCAUUAAGUAUCAGCCAGAUUCGUCUAUGGAGAACUUGUCCAAGGACGAAACAGAUAGACCUCUACAAAGAGGAGUAAUAGAAACAUUUGACACAAACGAGGAGGGGUUAAUCAAAUCUCUAGAACUAAAAGGCCUUCAAGUCACAAAAGAUCCUAGAGAACAACUCUAUAAGAUCGAGUGUGAUGUUGUAAUUGUAGGAUCCGGUAGUGGUGGAGGAGUUGCAGCUGGAGUUCUUGCAAGUUCUGGCCUGAAAGUGGUAGUUCUCGAGAAAGGAAACUAUUUUCACAAGAAUGAUUAUUCUUCACUGGAAGGACCAUCUAUAGAUCAACUAUAUGAACAAGGAGGUAUUUACCCCACUAAUGAUGGAAAGGUGAUGAUCAUAGCAGCAUCAACUGUUGGUGGGGGAUCUGCAAUAAAUUGGUCUGCCUGCAUCAAAACACCAGAUUCAAUACUUCAAGAAUGGGCAGAAAAGAACAAGAUCCCUCUCUUUGGGAGCCCUCAGUAUCUAUCUGCAAUGGAUAAAGUGUGUGAAAGAAUUUGUGUCACGGAUAAAUGCGCCCAAGAAGGCUUUCAAAAUCAAGUCCUCCGAAAAGGGUGUGAGAAUCUUGGACUUAAGGUUGAGUCAGUGCCACAAAACUCAUCCGAGCACCACUACUGCGGUUCAUGUGGUUAUGGCUGCAGAAAAGGAGACAAAAAAGGAACAGAUACAACUUGGCUGGUUGAUGCAGUUGAUAAUGGUGCAGUGAUCAUAACAGGAUGUGAAGCCGAGCGAUUCUUAUUUGAAAACAAUCAACAAGGAAGAACUAAAAGGAAGAAAUGCAUUGGGGUGCUAGGUAGAUUCUCUAUGCACGAAAACAUCACAAAAAGGAUACGAAUCAAUGCAAAGGUAACAAUCUCAUCCUGCGGUUCUCUCUUGACACCACCUCUGUUGAUCUCAAGCGGAUUAAGGAACAAACACAUAGGGAGGAAUCUUCAUCUACAUCCAGUACUAAUGGCAUGGGGAUAUUUUCCAGAGUAUAACUCAAAGAUUAAAGGAAGAGUUUACGAAGGCGGAAUACUCACAUCAAUGCAUAAGGUUAUGUCUGAAGACAACAAAGAGAGAGCAGUUUUAGAAGCUUCAGCAUUAGGUCCAGGACAAUUCGCAGCACUUUCCCCAUGGGAAUCAGGAACUGACAUAAAGAACAGAUUACUCAAAUAUUCAAGAACAGCCCAUUUAAUUACAAUAAUCAGAGAUAAAGGAUCUGGAAACAUAAGAACAAAAGGAAGAGUGAGCUACAAUCUCGACCAACAAGAUAAAGAAAACAUACAAGCCGGUUUAAGACAAGCAUUGAAGAUCUUUGUAGCUGCUGGCGCCACUGAAGUAGGAACACAUAGAAGUGACGGACAGAGAAUCAAAUGCGAAGGAAAGACUGAGAAGGAGAUUGAGGAGUUCAUUGAAAUGGUUAUCGCAAAUCCAGGACCUCAAUCUAUGGUUAAACAAUGGACAAUUUACGGUUCAGCGCAUCAAAUGGGAAGUUGUAGAAUGGGAAUUACGGAAAAGGAAGGCGCUGUUGAUGAGAAUGGAGAGACGUGGGAGGCGGAAGGAUUGUUUGUGUGCGAUGGGAGUGUUCUUCCUAGUGCUGUAGGUGUGAAUCCCAUGAUCACCAUUGAAGCAACUUCAUAUUGUCUUUCUAUGAAGAUAGUGGAUAUCUUGUUGAAGAAGGGAAAUAUGGCGGUUUAGAUUUUGUUUAAAAAGCUGUUAAUUGUAUGAAGAAUAUGUUAUUUUGUUUAUAU
This is a messenger RNA of Impatiens glandulifera, 2375 nucleotides long. Its product is annotated as long-chain-alcohol oxidase FAO1-like. Lineage: Eukaryota; Viridiplantae; Streptophyta; Magnoliopsida; Ericales; Balsaminaceae. The transcript has 3 exons. The record is from RefSeq and is a predicted model, not a curated record. Bases 55 to 2322 code for a protein of 755 amino acids. Gene Ontology annotation, molecular function: long-chain-alcohol oxidase activity; flavin adenine dinucleotide binding.